GCCUUAUACACAGCUCACAUCGGGGCAUGCGAGUUGGCAGGGGAGCAGAAGCGGAAGCGGCUGAGCCCUCACCCGGCUUACGUUAUCAAAGCAAUGGCAGAGGGCCAUGAGCCCUCCCUGGCCAAGGAGGCCGCCAGAUUAUGUCGACUUCCUCGCUUCCACUUCUUCCCGCAGAUCUAUGCCGCAACUUGGGACAGGCGCCUCAUGCCUCGCUUUCGCCGACUCCCCUUCAAGCUUCUGACACAGGAGCACCUGCCUAAGCUGUUUGGGGAUGAGAGUGCGGCCUUGCGGGCCCUGGCCUCAGGUUUUGUCCUCAUCGACCUCGCGUCUUGCACGGGGGAGUCUGUGUAUCCGCUUGAGCUCGGCUUCGGUGUCCCAGGCAAGGGCGGAGCCAUGUUUACCCCUCCGCAUGAACAACUUCGCCCACCGAUGCGCACUCCGGCUGGCGACUUCUACCGCUUUGCCAAGUCUCUUCAGAAACUUUCUUCGAAGUGCCGUCAGUUUGGAGACCUCGCUCGCGCUCCCAAGCACAUCCGCAAGGAGAUCAAGUAUUGGCUAGAGCGCAGUGCGCACCCCUUGCCCGGCGGCUCCUGGCGCAAUUCCUCUCAGGACUGUGUGGCGGUUGUCAACGCAAGGCUUUGGGGGCGCCAGGGCGAUGUUGUGGACACGACGGCCAUCUGCACCAAGGACUCUGACCGCUUCGGCAAGGGAGCGCUCAGCCAUUUCGGCGCGCUUCUUCCUGUUGGGAAGGUCAGAACCAAAAGCAGCACCUAUCGGCGCAUCUUUGAGGAAGUGCACCCCUUUCGAACCUACGGCAAUGACGACGGCUACCUGAGAAUGGAGUCGGCUGUUACUCCUCAGCCACCGCCGAACCCCCCGCGGGAGGCGCUGCAGGGAGUCUGGAGGGACCCUCCAUCUACGACAUCUGCGGGGACGUCACUAGCCUCAGAGCUGAUGCGCCGCAACUCGCUCACCCGGGACGAGCUCUGCGAAGCCAUCGCCACCUCGCAGGCCAUGCUCGAAUCUCUGCUGGACACCAUCCGCGAGUCCAACGCCUGA
Symbiodinium pilosum is the source of this 1059-nucleotide messenger RNA. NCBI's taxonomy places the organism in Eukaryota, Dinophyceae, Suessiales, Symbiodiniaceae. The record is from the annotation of a GenBank genome assembly.